Messenger RNA from Hippocampus comes (tiger tail seahorse), 890 nucleotides. RefSeq lists its product as uncharacterized. The record is from RefSeq and is a predicted model, not a curated record. The transcript has a single exon. Bases 132 to 740 code for a protein of 202 amino acids. Lineage: Eukaryota; Metazoa; Chordata; Actinopteri; Syngnathiformes; Syngnathidae. Gene Ontology annotation, molecular function: catalytic activity.
ACUUCUGCCUGGCAUAUUCUCCCUACAGGCCCCAGCUGUCACUGUCUCAUCCUGCUGCCAUCUACCCCAUUCAAUCCAUCAUCACAGCCUGAUCCCCUCACUACUAUAAUAACGAGAGAAAAUAUUUUAAAAUGUCAAAUCCAAAUCUCCACCCACUCUCCCAAUCUUCACUGUCUCCCACACAUCACAAAAUCCUCAAACUGGCUCUAUUUAACACCCGCUCACUCAACAACAAAGCACUCGUCUUACACGAAUUCAUAACUGACAAUAACCUGGACUUCCUCUUUAUCACUGAAACCUGGCACAAACACUUGGACUACUUCUCACUCAACCAAGCCACCCCACCUGGUUACACCUACAUCGACAAGCCCCGCCUCACUAGCCGAGGUGGUGGAGUGGCCUUAGUCCAUAAAACAGAGUUUAAAAUCAGCACUAUAUCCACCUCACCCACUGAGUCCUUUGAACAUAUCACCUUGAAAUUCCUUGGUCCCUCCCCCCUGGUUUUUGCUGUCAUUUACCGUCCCGCGAAGUUCAACCCAUCAUUUUUCUCAGACUUCUCCGAUUUUGUCACACAGCUCCCACCUAUCUCACCUUUCACUCUGCUCCUUGGCGACUUUAACUUCCAUCUCGACAACACCAACUGCAAACAUGCCUCUGAAUUUCUUGACCUUUUGGACUGCCUUAACUUCACUCAACAUGUCAACUUCCCCGCCCACACCCACGGCCACACUCUGGACUAGGUCUGUUCUACCAGUCUCACCACUGACAAACUCUCUAGCCCCAACCUCAACAUUUCCGAUCACCUGGCUAUCACUCUGGACCUCCACCUCCCUACCCCCCUUCCCAAGGAAAAGCGCACCAUAUCAUUCAGAAACCUCAAAUCCAUCUCC